Messenger RNA from Neogale vison (American mink), 2291 nucleotides. RefSeq names its product DEF6 guanine nucleotide exchange factor (gene DEF6). Gene Ontology annotation, cellular component: cytoplasm; nucleus. NCBI's taxonomy places the organism in Eukaryota, Metazoa, Chordata, Mammalia, Carnivora, Mustelidae. The transcript is spliced from 11 exons. Bases 26 to 1921 code for a protein of 631 amino acids. The record is from RefSeq and is a predicted model, not a curated record.
CCCGGGCCGGGCGGGCACCUCAGCCAUGGCCCUGCGCAAGGAGCUGCUCAAGUCCAUCUGGUACGCCUUCACUGCUCUGGACGUGGAGAAGAGCGGCAAGGUCUCCAAGUCCCAGCUCAAGGUGCUGUCCCACAACCUGUACACGGUCCUUCACAUCCCCCACGACCCCGUGGCUCUGGAGGAGCACUUCCGGGAUGAUGACGACGGCCCUGUGUCCAGCCAGGGAUACAUGCCUUACCUCAACAAGUACAUUCUGGACAAGGUGGAAGAGGGGGCUUUCGUUAAGGAACACUUUGAUGAGCUCUGCUGGACCCUGACGGCCAAGAAGAACUACCGGGUGGACAGCAAUGGGAACAGCAUGCUCUCCAAUGAGGAUGCCUUCCGCCUCUGGUGCCUCUUCAACUUCCUGUCCGAGGACAAGUACCCUCUGAUCAUGGUUCCUGAUGAGGUGGAAUAUUUGCUGAAGAAGGUGCUCAGCAGCAUGAGCUUGGAGGUGGGCUUGGGUGAGCUGGAGGAGCUGUUGGCCCAGGAAGCCCAGGCCGCCCAGACCACUGGAGGGCUCAGCGUCUGGCAGUUCCUAGAGCUCUUCAACUCGGGGCGCUGUCUCCGAGGUGUGGGGCGGGACACCCUCAGCAUGGCCAUCCACGAAGUCUACCAGGAGCUCAUCCAAGAUGUCCUGAAGCAGGGCUACCUGUGGAAGCGAGGGCACCUGCGGAGGAACUGGGCAGAACGCUGGUUCCAGCUACAGCCCAGCUCCCUCUGCUAUUUCGGGAGUGAAGAGUGCAAGGAGAAGAGGGGUACCAUCCCGCUGGAUGCACAAUGCUGCGUGGAGGUGCUGCCAGACCGAGAGGGGAAGCGCUGCAUGUUCUGUGUGAAGACAGCCACCCGCACGUACGAGAUGAGCGCCUCAGACACGCGCCAGCGCCAGGAAUGGACAGCUGCCAUCCAGACCGCGAUCCGGCUGCAGGCCGAGGGGAAGACGUCGUUGCACAAGGACCUGAAGCAGAAGAGACGUGAGCAGCGGGAGCAGCGGGAGCGACGCCGAGCGGCCAAGGAGGAGGAGCUGCUGCGCUUGCAGCAGCUGCAGGAGGAGAAGGAGCGGAAGCUGCAGGAGCUGGAGCUGCUGCAGGAGGCGCAGAGGCAGGCCGAGCGCCUGCUUCAGGAGGAGGAGGAGCGACGCCGCAGCCAGCACCGGGAGCUGCAGCAGGCGCUGGAGGGCCAACUGCGCGAGGCGGAGCAGGCCCGGGCCUCCAUGCAGGCUGAAAUGGAACUGAAGAAGGAGGAGGCUGCCCGGCAGCGGCAGCGGAUCCAGGAGCUGGAAGAGAUGCAGCAGAGGCUCGAGGAGGCCUUGCACCUGGAGGUGAAAGCUCGGCGGGACGAGGAGGCCGUGCGCCUCGCCCAGACCAGACUGCUAGAGGAGGAGGAGGAGAAACUGAAGCAGCUGCUGCAGCUGAAGGAGGAGCAGGAGCGCUACAUCGAGCGGGCGCAGCAGGAGAAGCAAGAGCUGCAGCAGGAGAUGGCGCUGCAGAGCCGUUCCCUGCAGCAAGCCCAGCAGCAACUGGAGGAGGUGCGGCAGAACCGGCAGAGGGCCGACGAGGACGUGGAGGCUGCCCAGCGGAAGUUGCGGCAGGCCAGCACCAACGUGAAACACUGGAAUGUUCAGAUGAACCGGCUCAUGCAUCCAAUUGAGCCUGGAGAUAAGCGUCCCACCACCAGUAGCUCCUUCACAGGCUUCCAGCCGCAUCUACUUGCCCGCCGUGACUCCUCCCUAAAGCGCCUGACCCGCUGGGGAUCCCAGGGCACCCGGACCCCCUCGCCCAGCAGCGGUGAGCAGCAGAAGUCCCUCAACGGUGGGGACGAGGCGCCUAUUUCAGCUUCCACCCCUCAGGAAGAUAAACUGGACCCAGCACCAGAAAAUUAGCCUCUGUUAUCCCCUCUUCCCCCCAAACUCAUACCCACCAGAACCCAGCCACAGCUGGCCUGUGGGUGAUGCCAGCCCCCACAGAAGAGGGAGCUAAGUUCCCGCUGCCAGGAGCUCUAGCCCUCCAACCAUGACACAGUCCAGAAUGGAGCCUAGUUCAUCUUUGGCACCAGCGCUAAGCCCCUGACCGCUUAGGCUGUCUGGGAUGUUGAUCCUUGAGAACUUGACCUUGUGCCUUAACCCCAAGGACCCCGUGCCCUGGGCUGGAAAAGAGAGCAAACCAGCAAGCCAAUGGCAUGUGCCCUCAGACUGCCACCAGGUUGUGGAGGUGUAUUUCCAAAUAAAAACUGUUCUUGGAAUGAACCCUCAA